AUGGCGCGAUCGAACACCUGCUACCUCACCCUCCUCGUCAUCGUCUUGUUCCUCGCCCUCAGUUGCAAGACGAAUGGGGCAAUCCUCCGCAGCUCUAUCGCUUCGUGGAACCCAGCCAUUGUCGCCAACCACUGCGACUGGAAAGGCAUCAAGUGCGCAGCCUCCGGCGGAGCUGUCACAGAGCUUACUUUGCAAAGCCUCAGCCUCUCCGGCUCGGUCCCGGCGUCCGUGUGCGAGCUCAAGAACCUCAACCGCCUUGACCUCUCCUACAACAACCUCACCGGCGCCUUCCCCACCGCCUCACUCUACGCCUGGAAGAAGCUCCGCUUCCUCGACAUCUCCAACAACGACUUCACCGGAAGGCUACCGGCCGAUAUCGACGCCUUGUCUCCGGUGAUGGAGCACCUCAACCUCUCCACCAACAGCUUCAUCGGCGAGGUGCCAGCAGCGGUGGCACGGCUCCCGGCGCUCAAGUCCCUGAUUCUCGACACCAACAACUUCACCGGCUCGUACCCGGAGGCUGAGAUAAGCAGCCUCGCCGGGCUUGAGUUUCUCACGCUGGCCAACAACGCAUUUUCGCCAGCGCCCGUGCCGCUGGGGUUUGCCAAGUUGACUAAGCUCACCUAUCUCUGGAUGGGGGGAAUGGACCUCACCGGGGAGAUUCCGGAGGCGUUCGCCGGCCUCACGGAGCUCACGCUGCUCGCCAUGGAGUCAAACCACCUCACCGGUCCAAUCCCGGCGUGGGUGUGGCAACCCCGGAAACUCCAGUACAUCUACCUGUACGACAACGCCCUCUCCGGUGAGCUCACACGUAACGUCACAGCGGUGAAUUUGAUUCAGCUUGAUGUGUCAACGAAUCAGCUGACCGGGGAGAUACCUGUAGCCUUCGGCAAUCUCAACAACCUGGAGUUUCUGUAUCUCUACAUGAACCAGUUCACCGGGACGAUUCCGGCGAGCAUCGGACUGCUCCCGCAGCUCAGAGACAUCCGAAUAUUCAACAACCAGCUCUCCGGCGAGCUCCCACCAGAGCUUGGCGAGCUCCCUACGAACCUAGCUGACUGCAUGAUGCUGGAAGAUCUGAUGCUCCAAGGCAACCUUUUCUCAGGUGACUUCCCAGCGAAAAUAUGGUCGCUCCCGAAGCUGCGGCGUGUGAUGAUCCAGGACAACAGAUUCACUGGCACUCUGCCAGCCGAGAUAUCCAUCACCAUCAUACGGAUUGAGAUAAGGAACAACAUGUUCUCUGGAUUCAUCCCGUGA
Messenger RNA from Miscanthus lutarioriparius, 1257 nucleotides. NCBI's taxonomy places the organism in Eukaryota, Viridiplantae, Streptophyta, Magnoliopsida, Poales, Poaceae. The record is from the annotation of a GenBank genome assembly.